Molecule: messenger RNA, 2751 nt
Organism: Aspergillus affinis
Lineage: Eukaryota; Fungi; Ascomycota; Eurotiomycetes; Eurotiales; Aspergillaceae
Product: mitochondrial elongation factor MEF2
Exons: 1
Coding region: 1-2751 (916 amino acids)
Biological process (GO): mitochondrial translation; ribosome disassembly
Cellular component (GO): mitochondrion
Molecular function (GO): GTPase activity; GTP binding
Source: RefSeq, a predicted model, not a curated record
AUGGUCGCAGCGCUAUUCUUGCGCGCCUCUCACCCGGUGCGGCCCACAGGCCGACCUGUCAGUCGCCUGGGAUGCAACGCAUCUCUGCUUCAGAGUCCGUCGCGACUCAAUCUUUCUAAAUUUAAUGGAUUCUCGACAUCUCUGGCCAAGAGCAAUGUUGACUCGCUCGACCGCACCAGGAAUAUCGGCAUCAUCGCCCAUAUCGAUGCAGGCAAGACCACCACCACAGAGCGUAUGCUGUAUUACAGUGGAUUCACGAGACGGCUAGGAGACGUGGAUGAGGGAUCGACAGUGACGGACUUUUUGCCAGCUGAGCGAGCGCGAGGCAUCACUAUCCAGUCGGCAGCCAUUACUUUCCACUGGCCGCCGCAAGGUGCCGGAGGGGAGAAUGCAGCUGCGCAACCAGCACCGGGAACUCCUCGGUCUGCGUACCCGCAUACGGUCAAUCUGAUCGAUACGCCUGGCCAUGCAGAUUUUACGUUUGAGGUCAUGAGAUCGCUGCGCAUUCUCGACGGUGCUGUAUGUAUUCUGGACGGCGUGGCGGGCGUGGAGGCCCAAACGGAGAAAGUGUGGCACCAAGCCAGCUCCUAUCGGAUCCCGAGAGUGGUUUACGUCAACAAGCUGGACCGAGACGGCGCCGCCUUUGGGAGAACAGUCCGUGAGGUUGCCUCGCGACUGGAGGGCUGGCCCGCGGUCUGUCAGAUCCCGUGGUUCGAGGGCGGACAGGGCCGCUUUAUUGGCGUGGCAGAUGCGAUCAACCUGCAAGGGCUGCGAUGGGACGACGGCGACGGGAAGUCGGUCAAAAUGUACAGCCUGGAGCAAUUGGACAGCGAGGAGAAUCAGCUGGCACAGGAGCUGCGACGCGCGAGAACGGCUCUCAUCGAGCUGCUGAGUGAACAUGACGAAAUAAUGGUCGAGAAGUUUUUCGAAUGCGAGGACCAUCUGGCAGUGCCGGCCCACGAUAUCUUGGAGAGUUUGCGUCGGUGUCUUCUGCGGGAAGAAGGGCGGAAGAUCAUCCCCGUCUUCGCCGGCGCCAGUUUCCGCAACAUCGGAGUACAGCCGCUGCUCGACGUCGUAACAAACCUCCUCCCCAGUCCCCUGGAAACCCCAGAUCCGGAAGUCAGCAUUGGCGGCGUCAAAGGUGGUCUUCGUCGUCUGCUUUCGGGUGACCUGCUCGUGGAACAGAGCCAAAAAACCGCCACAAAAGGCAAAACCAAGAAGAAGCCCGCCGUGCAAGCGGAUUCCCGCACUGCUAUCGAAAACCUGCAGAGCUGCGCGCUGGCAUUUAAGGUGGUCAACGACCCCAAGAGAGGAGUGCUGGUGUAUGUACGAGUCUACUCGGGGUCGCUAGACCGGAACAGCACUCUGUUCAACACCAAUCUUGGCGUCUCCGAACGAGCGCCCCGUCUGCUCAAAAUGUACGCCAACGAUGCCGUGGAGGUUGACUCGAUCCCCGAAGGCCACAUCGGAGUCGUCGUCGGUCUCAAACACACCCGAACCGGAGAUACGCUUGUCACAUAUGCUGGCAGCAAAGCGCAGCCGCCCGAGCCCCUCGAUACGCUCCAACUCCGUCCGAUCAACGUGCCGCCGCCGGUCUUCUUUGCCAGCGUCGAACCCCACAGUCUGGGCGAGGAAAAGCGUAUGCAGGAAUCGCUGGCCAUGCUCCUCCGAGAAGACCCCAGUUUACACGUCACCACGGAUGAGGACUCUGGCCAAACCCUGCUCAGCGGCAUGGGCGAGCUUCACCUGGAGAUUGCCCGCGAUCGCCUUCUCAACGACCUGAAAGCCAAGGCCUCCAUGGGCCGCAUUGAGAUCGGAUACCGCGAGUGCCCUCUGGACCGCGCCGGACCCGUCACGCAGAUUUUCGACCGCGAGAUCGCCGGCCGUAAAGGCAAGGCCGGAUGCACAGCAUCCAUCGAGCCCUUCGACGAUCUCGAAUCCGCGUCCCCGCCAGACGACGAGGCCCUUGCCAUCCUCACCACCGAGGGCAACCAAAUCAUCAUUGUCGCUCCAGACCUGCAGGUGGAAGUCAACAAGCGCGGCGUCCAAGAAAGCCCUCUACUCCCACCGGGUCUCGACGUGGUCACAUUCCAAAAAUCUCUGACGAACGGCUGUCUGGCCGCCCUCGCCCGCGGGCCCCAAUUCACCUUCCCCAUGUAUAGCACGCGCGUCACCCUCACCAUCGACCCAGUCUCGCACCUCUUCGGCAGCGACACUACGCCCGCCGCCCUAUCCGCCGCGGCGCGCCUCGCCACAGCCUCCGCCCUCCGAACCCUCUCCUCCCCCGGCACGACAGGCAAAACCGCAAUGAUGGAGCCCCUUAUGGACGUGAUCAUCAGUAUCGACGAAGCCAGCCUCGGUGCCGUGGUCCACGACAUCUCGUCCUCGCGCGGCGGUCACAUCAUCUCGCUAGACGAAGAAAUCCCCCUUCCUGCCACCGACCUCUUCUCGUCCCCGCAGAGAGCCGAGGAUAUCGACCUUCCACCCAUCGACCCCAGCAGGGUCUACGCGCCCCUCGAUCCAUUCGAGACACCGUCCGGGGGCGCGGAAAUGCCUGCGUCUGGGUCUGCGGUCCGUCCGCGCACCAUUACCGCCAAAGUGCCCUUGAAGGAAAUGGUUGGGUACUUGAAGCAUCUGAGAAGCUUGAGUGCCGGACGAGGCACGUUCGUGAUGAGUGUCGAUCGGUUCGAGAAGAUGAGUCCGCCGAGGCAGAAGGCAGUGCUUUCUGAAUUGAGGGGAGAGAUGAUUUAG